Talaromyces stipitatus ATCC 10500 is the source of this 771-nucleotide messenger RNA. RefSeq lists its product as uncharacterized. The record is from RefSeq and is a predicted model, not a curated record. Lineage: Eukaryota; Fungi; Ascomycota; Eurotiomycetes; Eurotiales; Trichocomaceae. The coding region runs from base 1 to 771 and encodes 256 amino acids. The transcript has 2 exons.
AUGGCUUCCAUGGGCACCCCCAAACCAUUCCAUACCAAUGUCGAUCUACGCUACACUGCCCUACUUCUUUCAGAUAUCCAGAAUGAGAUUCUGGCACGAUUCCCUACAGAGAGAAGAGAACGGUAUAUCCAGGAAAUAAUGUCGUUGAUCAACCUCUUUCGCGAAGAUAUUCAUAAGCGACGCACGGCGCCAGCAGAAUCGACGGAACAGGCAGCCGGCGCCUACGUAGGAAUACCGCUCAUCAUCCAUCAUGUCCUCCCGUACGGAUAUAACAAUAACGCCUUCAUAUCGCCAUACAACAAACUGUCGUCCUGGGUCAAGUCUCUUGAAGAAAAAGGUCUCUUCACUGUGGCAGAGAAAGCGAAGAAUCCAGAGACCCCGGCUUAUUCAAUCCCUGAAGCUCUCUACCCGCAAGGAGGUAGCUUUGGAGGAUCGAACAUUGAUGAGAUUCUCUUGCCAAAGUUUCAAACUAGCUCCUUUGGCUCGAGUGAUCUUCUGGGGUAUCUGCGCGCGCGUGGCAUACGGCACGUUGUGUUGUGUGGCUUAACGACUGUUGGGGCAAUUCUGGGGUCGGCUCGUCAUGGUGCGGAUCUGGAUUAUCAUGUUAUUAUCCCGCGAAGUGGAGUGAUGGAUGAUGAGGACGAUGUCAACGAUUUCAUUUUGCAGAGGGUCUUGCCCAAAUUUGUCGAUAUUGUUGAUAUGAAGGACGUCAAGAAGAAAUGUUUGAUAAUAUUGAAUUUCUCGAGCCUUGAAGUAGUAAAUGCGCACUGA